CCCCAGGAAGACUAGCUCUCGCCAUUGGCGUCGGCGAAUGGGGAACCUAAAUGAAAUCAGCUCCGGAACUAUUGGCAGUGCAUAUGUUUCCGUCUAGCCUGAGGGAACAGUUAUUAUUUGCACACUGCUACGUCACGUCACAGUUCCACAAUGGCGAGCCCUGUUAUGGAAGAACUUCCAAAGAAUUCUGUGUUGGACCCACUGAAGGGGCUCCUGCUCACUUAUUUCAUGCCAGAAUCAUGUUACGACGAGUUUUUCCUCAAUUUUAACUUUCUGGAUGUGCCAUGUCUAAAGAUUGUGCUGAGCAAAGGUCUAGGCAUUGGAAUCAUCCUGGGGUCUGUGAUGGUAAAGCUGCCCCAGAUCCUGAAGCUGAUGGGGGCUAAGAGUGCAGAUGGUCUAAGCUUCAACUCUGUCUUGCUGGAGCUGCUGGCUAUUACCGGCACCAUGGCCUAUAGCAUUGCUAACAGCUUCCCCUUCAGUGCCUGGGGUGAGGCCCUCUUCCUCAUGUUACAGACAGUAGCCAUCGGGUUCCUCAUUAUGCAUUAUGGAGGCAACACAUUCAAAGGUGUGCUGUUCCUGGUGGUGUACUUUGUUCUGGUAGCUCUGCUGCUCUCCCCUGUAACGCCAAUGCCUGUGGUCAUGGCCAUGCAGGCAUCCAACAUGCCUGCAAUCAUCAUUGGCAGGCUUAUUCAGGUAGUGACUAACUAUCGUAAUGGACACACAGGUCAGCUGUCUGCCAUCACUGUGUUUAUGCUGUUCGCUGGCUCCUUGGCUCGCAUAUUCACCUCAAUACAGGAAACUGGUGACUCCCUGAUGGCCCUGACCUAUGUCAUAUCCUCUUCCUGUAACGGCCUUAUCGCUGCCCAGCUCCUGUACUACUGGAACAGCAGCCCGGCACGGAAGAAGAAGACAGAGUAGAUAGACGGGUGCACAUGAAAUUAGUUGCCUCUAAAUUGGCACUCUAUUUCCAAUAUAGUGCACUACUUUUGACCAGGACCCAUAAGGCUGUGGUCAAAAGCAGUGCACUAUAUUGGGAAUAGCGUGCCAUUUUGGGAUGCAUUAGAGGGAAUAUACAGACAGGGUGCAGCUCAAAUGGCCCCCUAUUCCAUAUGUAGUGCACUGCUGACCAGGGCCAUGGACUCUAAUGGUACACUAUGUGAAAUUGGGUGUCAUUUGAGAUUUGCACCAAUUCACAUCUAGCAAUUCAUACACUCUGCACUCCCCUACUGUAAGCUUAGCUCUGGACCAAACAUUCUAUUCCCACCACCCAAACCAAGGAACUCUCUCCUCUACCUGACUUCAAUGAUACUGUGACUACAGCCCAGUUAGACUAGCUCACAGAGAAAUCAUUAGUUUUGCCUCCGUGUUUUAGCUCAGGGAAGGGAAGGCUUGACACGCUUAUUUCUCCAUCCUGAACACUGAUUCUACUAAACGCCACAGAAGUGCCGAUACGGUGUAGGGUGAAGUUGCCGCUUGAUGCUGAUCCUGAGUUAGUUUAGCAUUUUUCCCACUUAUGGUUAAGGUUAGGAUUCUGGGAGGGGAAGCUGAUCCUAUAUCUGUACCUAGGGGAAACUUCAACCCAGAGCUGUCAAAACACCCACUACGGUCAGUUGUUUUUGUCGUACUCCUAAAUCUCUAUGCCUCCCUAACAAUGCACUACAUUGUUCCAGUUAUAUUACACGGGUUGUCCUCGGACCAUAAUCUAGAAUGAAAACGCAUUCCAGAACACAACCAGGAAGGUAACUAUUCUAGCUAUAGUCAAGGGGUCAAGCAAUAGAGGUUUACUGUGAAAUUCUCUGUCAGUAUGUUGAAGUUAAAUGUUCGAAUUGUUGAAGUUGUUGAAGCUUUGUUGACUGAGUGUAAUCUAAAGCAGCCUGGUCUCAGAUCCUUUAAUGCUUGUGCCAACUUCAUUGCUGUACUUGGUAAACAAUGUUUGGCGUGACAAGAGUUGCAAGGAUUUGGCAUUAUUGCACAAACAGACUGGCACACAGGCUAGAUCAAAAUAACAACUGAACCAAAUGGUUAUCAGUCCAAAUUAUGUUUGUCUGUGUUUCUUUGUGCAUAUAAAUGCUGUAUUUGUUUAAUGAUAAAUCACAUAUUUUAUUGAAUUCAAUGAAUGAGUCCACAAUACUAAAUAAUUAAUUCCAAUUUGAUUCAGUUUAACCUGGGAGCAGAAAUUUGGGGUCGUUAUGGUUUUAUGUUGAAGUCCAAUUUCUCUGUUUUAGUUUUAGUUUACUUGUUGAGAUUCAACUUCUCAUGUUAAGAUGCUGCUUGUAUGCGUCACAUGCGAGUGCUACAGUUCUGAACAUGGUAAGAGUUUAUUUGAAUGCAAAAAUGUAAUAAAAUAUGUUUUGUUUUUGUUGGGA
Molecule: messenger RNA, 2366 nt
Organism: Oncorhynchus masou masou (cherry salmon)
Lineage: Eukaryota; Metazoa; Chordata; Actinopteri; Salmoniformes; Salmonidae
Product: mannose-P-dolichol utilization defect 1 protein-like
Exons: 7
Coding region: 151-918 (255 amino acids)
Biological process (GO): oligosaccharide biosynthetic process
Source: RefSeq, a predicted model, not a curated record